Messenger RNA from Cuscuta europaea, 986 nucleotides. The record is from the annotation of a GenBank genome assembly. Lineage: Eukaryota; Viridiplantae; Streptophyta; Magnoliopsida; Solanales; Convolvulaceae.
GGAUGGUAAAACAAUUAAUCGGCCAUUAAUCGGUCUACUAUCUUUGUUUGGCCUACUAACCAUUGUUAUGGCGGCCAUGAAACAAAACUAUGGCGACGCUUUGUCCAAAAGCAUCCUAUUUUUUGAGGGUCAGAGGUCCGGGAAACUACCAGCCACCCAACGUGUGUCUUGGAGAAAAGAUUCUGCUCUUCAAGAUGGUUCAGAUUGGAAGGUGGACUUGGCAGGAGGAUACUACGAUGCAGGUGACAACGUAAAGUAUACUUUCCCGAUGGCCUUUACCACCACAUUGCUUGCAUGGAGUGUGGUGGAAUACGGAAGAGACAUGGGAAACGAUGAGUUGACCCAUGCACUUGAAGCCGUACGCUGGUCAACGGACUUCUUGCUAAAGGCUACCAACCAAGAAAAUGUUGUUUCUGGGUUAGUAGGUGAACCAGUAGCUGAUCAUAAUUGCUGGGAAAGGCCCGAGGAUAUGAACACUCCUCGUACCGCUUUUGCGGUCACCGACAAGGCUCCCGGCUCCGAGGUUUCUGCCGAGAUCGCCGCCGCCUUGGCGGCUGCUUCCAUGGCUUUCAAAGAUUCAGACCCUAAGUAUUCGAAUGGGCUUUUGCAAAGGGCUUUCAAGGUCUUUGAUUUUGCUGAUAAGUUUAGAGGUUCAUACAACGAUAGCAUUGGGAAAUGGGUUUGUCCAUUCUAUUGCGACUUCGGUGGUUACCAGGAUGAUUUGAUUUGGGCUGCUGCAUGGCUUCACAAAGCUACAAAUACGGAAUGGUACUGGGAUUAUGUCAAGCAGAACAUAAAUAAUAUAUGGAUGGGUGCAACUGCGUUUAGUUGGGAUAACAAACAGGCCGGCAUAAACGUGCUCGCCUCUCAGUAUAUUCUUAAUGGGGGCGGUGGCAAAGAUUUCACCCCAUUCAUACCCAAUGCCGAUGCACUCAUUUGCAACGUUCUUCCCGAAUCGCCUUCAAAAACUGAGACAUUUACUCCUG